This is a messenger RNA of Phytophthora infestans T30-4, 810 nucleotides long. RefSeq lists its product as uncharacterized. The record is from RefSeq and is a predicted model, not a curated record. Gene Ontology annotation, molecular function: serine-type endopeptidase activity. Bases 1 to 810 code for a protein of 269 amino acids. Gene Ontology annotation, cellular component: membrane. Lineage: Eukaryota; Oomycota; Peronosporomycetes; Peronosporales; Peronosporaceae. The transcript has 7 exons.
AUGGGCUUGUUCCGCCAAAAGAAGAAGUCCACACAUGCAGGAGAGAAGGACGAGAAGGUGGAAGCCGACAUCCCCCCACCGUUGAUGACGAUGCUCAAGUCAGUGCAGGAAAUGGACAGGAAACCGCCCGUGACGCUCGCGCUAAUGGGGAUCAUGUAUUUGCUACAUGUGCAAGCCAAGCGGAUGCCAUCGUUGCUGCUGUCGUAUGCGCUAUGUCCUGGCAAAGUGGCAGCAAAUAAGGAAAUUGGGGCGGUGAUCCUUGCACCUUUCAUUCACUCAGAGGAACUCUAUCUGUUGUCUUUCCUGUGGAAAGGGUACAAGCUUGAGGGUCGGCUGGGAAGUAUCGGCUUCUGCAUACUUUUGGUCUAUUUGAUCGUGGUGUCUCAACUUCUCAUCGUGUUUGGUGCACACAUGAUCUCAAUGGGGGCAACACAAGAGUGUUUUACCGGUUUUUCAGGAGUGCUCACGGCGAUGAAGGUGAUUUUAAAUGUCAACUCGCCAACUUUCACGAAACUCUACAGUUUCAAAAUCCCGACAAAAUACGCAGCGUGGCUUGAGCUGUUGAUCACGUAUCUUCUUGUCCCGAAGUUGCCAUUGCUGGCUCAAGCUGCUGGGCUCGUUGCAGGAUACAUCUACGUCGUGACUCCAAACGCAGAAGCUCUUGUUGGGUGUGCAUCGCGACACGUUCAUCGACUUCUAAUUCGAUUUGGGCUCAUCAAACGACCCUUUCAAUGGUAUCAGAUCUGGUCAAAAUUUAUGGAUUCCAUGCAACGAAGAAAAAAACGUCGAGCAGCACGAAAAGAAUUAUAG